GUUGUAAUAUUGGAAGCAUCUGGACUGAAUGAACUUUAGUAAUAAAAGAAAUUUUCCAUCAAUAACUCAGAAAAUUGUAAGUCAGCUGAAAAAUGAAGCAAGUUCCAGAGAUCCUUGGAAAUACCAAUGGGAAGACUCAGAAUUGUGAAGUCAAUCGGGAAUGUUCAGUGUUUCUCAGCAAAGCCCAGAUUUCUACUACCCUACCAGAGGGUGUCAUGCAAAAAUUUAAUGGCCAUGAAGCUCUACCAUUCAUUCCAGCAGACAAAUUGAAAGAUCUAACCUCUCGUGUCUUCAAUGGGGAAUCUGGUGCCCAAGAUGCCAAGCUGCGCUUUGAAUCCCAAGAAAUAAAGGGAAUUGGAACACCCCCUCACACUACUCCUAUCAAAAAUGGCUCUCCUGAGAUUAAACUGAAGAUCACCAAAACAUACAUGAAUGGAAAACCUCUCUUUGAAUCUUCUAUUUGUGGAGACAAUGGUCCAGAUGUGUCCCAGUCAGAAGAAAAUGAACAAAAACUAGAAAACAAGUCAAGAAGGAAUAGGAAAAGGAGCAUAAAGUAUGAUUCCUUACUUGAACAGGGCCUUGUUGAAGCAGCUUUGGUGUCUAAGGCUUCAAGUCCCUCUGAAAAAAAGAUUCUAUCUAAGAGAGAGUCAUAUCCAAACAUCAACAAAGAAAAAGACCAUCUGUUGAAGUACAAUGUUGGAGAUUUGGUAUGGUCAAAAGUUUCAGGAUACCCUUGGUGGCCAUGUAUGGUUUCAGCAGAUCCUCUCCUUCACAGCUAUACCAAACUAAAAGGACAGAAAAAGAGUGCUCGCCAAUAUCAUGUACAGUUCUUUGGUGAUGCUCCAGAAAGAGCUUGGAUAUUUGAGAAGAGCCUUGUAUCAUUUGAAGGAGAAGAGCAAUUCGAAAAAUUAUGCCAGGAAAGUGCAAAACAGGCACCCACAAAAGCUGAGAAAAUCAAGCUAUUGAAACCUAUUUCAGGGAAAUUGAGGGCCCAAUGGGAAAUGGGUAUUAUUCAAGCAAAAGAAGCAGUGAAUAUGACAGUAGAAGAGCGGAAAGCCAAGUUUACCUUCGUCUAUGUUAGGGACCGACUUCACCUUAAUCCUCAAGUAGCUAAGGAAGCUGGUAUUGCUGUGGAUCCAUUAGAGGAAGUAGAUGAAUCUUCAGAUGUAAGUGAAGAAACCUCUCAAAUUCCAAAGCAUAAAGAAUUAGGCAUCCCCAUCAAGAGGAGGAGGAGAUCAAAAUUACCACCGUAUACAGAUAUCCAGGAAAGUGAUUCAGGGACUAAAAACGUUACUCCUCAAAGGGCAGCUGAACAGGCAGAUUCAAAAAGAGGAUUGGGUUCUCCUGUUGGUAGAAAGAAGGCUGCGGCAUCUACUCCACGAAGCAGAAAAGGAGAUUCAGGGUCUCAGUUUUUGGUCUUCUGUCAGAAGCACAGAGAUGAGGUAGUUGCUGAACAUCCAGAUGCUUCAUCUGAAGAGAUUGAAGAAUUGCUUGAGUCACAGUGGAAUAUUCUAAAUGAAAAGCAGAAAGCUCGUUAUAACACAAAAUUUGCCAUAGUGACCUCUCCCAAAUCUGAAGAAGACUCUGGUUCGUCACUGAAGAAUAUUGGAGAGACCAAACGUAAAGUGUUUCAAGAUUCACCUAAAAGGAGAUCAAGAUCCAGAAGUAACUUACAUGGAAAAAAAAGAAACCAUGCAAAGAGGACACAGCACCCUACAGAAGAUUUUGAAGUUCAGGAACCAGCUAGGAAAAGACUCAGGAUGGAUAAACACAAUAAUCGGAAGAGGGAGACAAGCAAUGACAAAACAGCCAAAACAAACUCUUCUAAGGUCACAGAAACCUCUUCCUCCCUAAAGAACCAGUCAGCAACGAAAAAUCUGUCUGAUGCAUGUAAACCACUGAAGAAGCGAAAUCGGGCUUCAGCAGCAGAAUCUUCAGCUCUUGCGUUUAGCAAAAGUUCAUCUCCUUCAACUUCCUUAACUGAGAAUGAGAUCUCAGAUGGUCAAGGAGAUGAACCUUCAGAGUCCCCAUAUGAAAGCGCAGAUGAGACUCAAACUGAAAUUUCUAUAUCUUCUAAAAAGUCUGAGCGAGGAACCACAGCUAAAAAGGAAUAUGUUUGUCAGCUUUGCGAGAAAUCUGGCAAUCUCCUGCUUUGUGAAGGACCCUGUUAUGGAGCUUUUCAUUUAUCCUGCCUUGGGCUUUCUAGAAGACCAGAAGGAAAAUUCAUUUGCAGUGAAUGUACUUCAGGGAUUCACUCGUGUUUUGUUUGUAAGGAGAAAAAAACAGAAGUGAAACGCUGUGUUGUAUCCCAGUGUGGAAAAUUUUACCAUGAAGCAUGUGUGAAAAAAUACCACCUUACUGUAUUUGAGAGCCGAGGAUUUCGUUGUCCCCUCCACAGCUGCGUAAGCUGUCAUGUAACAAAUCCUUCAAAUCCAAGAUCAUCAAAAGGUAAAAUGAUGCGAUGUGUUCGCUGUCCUGUUGCUUAUCAUGGAGGAGAUGGCUGCAUGGCCGCAGGUUGUUCAGUGAUUGCUUCCAACAACAUUGUUUGCACUAAUCAUUUCACUGCUCGGAAAGGAAAAAGUCAUCAUGCCCAUGUGAAUGUGAGCUGGUGCUUUGUUUGCUCAAAAGGGGGAAGCCUGUUAUGCUGUGAGUCAUGUCCAGCAGCAUUCCAUCCAGACUGUUUGAAUAUUGAAAUGCCAGAUGGCAGUUGGUAUUGCAAUGACUGCAGAGCUGGAAAAAAGCUUCAUUUUCAAGACAUCAUUUGGGUCAAACUUGGGAACUACAGAUGGUGGCCUGCAGAAGUUUGCCAUCCAAAAAAUGUUCCUCCAAAUAUUCAGAAAAUGAAGCAUGAGAUUGGCGAGUUUCCUGUGUUUUUCUUUGGAUCUAAAGAUUAUUACUGGACACAUCAGGCACGAGUCUUUCCCUAUAUGGAAGGAGAUCGGGGAAGCAGAUAUCAAGGAAUUAAAGGAAUUGGAAAAGUCUUCAAGAAUGCACUGCAAGAAGCUGAAGCUCGUUUUCGAGAAGUAAAGCUUCAACGGGAAGCCAGAGAAACCCAGGAAAAUGAACGUAAACCUCCACCUUACAAACACAUUAAGGUGAAUAAACCUUGUGGAAAAGUUCAGAUAUAUACAGCUGAUAUUUCUGAAAUUCCCAAAUGCAACUGCAAGCCCACAGAUGAAAACCCCUGUGGUUUCGACUCGGAGUGUUUAAAUCGGAUGUUAAUGUAUGAGUGCCACCCUCAAGUUUGUCCAGCAGGAGAGCAGUGCCAAAACCAGUGCUUUACCAAACGUCAGUACCCAGAGACAAAGAUCAUCAAAACUGAUGGCAAAGGCUGGGGCCUGGUUGCCAAGAGGGACAUUAAAAAGGGAGAGUUUGUGAAUGAGUAUGUUGGUGAAUUAAUUGAUGAAGAAGAAUGUAUGGCAAGAAUCAAGUAUGCACAUGAAAAUGACAUCACACAUUUCUAUAUGCUUACUAUUGAUAAGGACCGGAUAAUUGAUGCUGGUCCCAAAGGAAACUAUUCCCGAUUCAUGAAUCACAGCUGCCAGCCAAAUUGUGAGACUCUGAAAUGGACAGUAAAUGGAGACACUCGUGUGGGAUUGUUUGCUGUAUGUGAUAUUCCUGCAGGGACAGAACUGACUUUUAAUUACAACCUUGAUUGUCUGGGCAAUGAAAAAACUGUCUGUCGAUGUGGUGCCUCUAACUGUAGUGGAUUCCUUGGUGAUAGACCAAAGAACUCAGCUGCUCUUUCUUCAGAGGAAAAGGGCAAAAAGACCAAGAAAAAAACAAGGAGACGUAGAACAAAAGGUGAAGGAAAGAAAGAAUCUGAAGAUGAUUGUUUCCGUUGUGGUGAUGGGGGUCAGCUGGUACUAUGUGAUCGGAAAUGUUGUACUAAAGCUUAUCAUCUCUCCUGUCUGGAUUUGGUUAAACGACCUUUUGGGAAAUGGGAAUGCCCUUGGCAUCACUGUGAUGUAUGCGGCAAACCAUCAGUUUCUUUUUGUCAUUUCUGCCCAAAUUCCUUUUGCAAGGACCACCAGGAUGGGACAGUCUUCAGCACCACACAAGAUGGACGGUUAUGCUGCUCUGAACAUGAGUUUGGAGUGGAAUCUAUUAGAAACCCAAAGACUGAGAAACCCUUCCCAGAACCAACCAAGUUGAAGCCCAAAAGAAAGAAAAGAAGGUGUUGGAGGAGAAAAACAGAGUACAAAUAGUGACAGACUUCAGGGGUUUUGUGUGUUUGUGCGUGGUUUUUUUUUUUUUGUUUGUUUUUAACUGCCAACACUAUCUUGUAGAUACAAGGGUCUAUCUUGUGAAUAGGGUCGACGAAGGACGCAGUUUUACAUAUCUAAUAAGUGUACAGGUUUCAUUUUGGGGGAAAGCAUUUUUAAAUCCACUGAGCCAUCUCUAGCAGUUUCUGCUGUAUCUGCACUGAUAAUGAAUUGUGAUAUACACAAUUCAGAAUUUUUCAGGACAAACAAAACUUAUUACACAACAUUACAGUUACACUUGAAUUUCUAAGAAUGUAAUGGUUCCCUCCUGCAUUUGGGGAUAAAAAAGGCAUGACUGAAAAAAUUUGACGCCUAUUUUCCACUUCACCUGAAAGGAAUGUGAGGUGGAAAACCAUAUUUUCUAAAAGAAAACACUUUUAGUGUUUAACAAAAAUAGCUUGACCUUUGCUCAGUGUCUUUAUUCAAAAGAUACCACAGUAAUGUCUGUUUCAAAGGUUUUAACUUGGUUUCCUCUGAAACAGUGAGUUUGGUCAUCUCUCCUGCUUUUAUAAAAACAGCAAACUGUAAAACUUUUUUUGUUAAUGUGAAAUAUUUUCUCAGAAAUGUAUAUCCCUUUAUAAGGAGAGGAGCACCCUAGGAUAGUGAGGGGGGGAAUUUUAGAGGAUUUUUUUCAUAUUCUUUUUUUUUCCUAUUUAUAGAUUACAACUAAAAUAUAAGUAACACUUUAGUCUUCAGAGCUGUAAGAGUCUCAAACUUGGAACAACAACUUUUCCUAAAAUGGCCACCGUGGUGAAAAUCCUAUCACCUCUUAUGGGCAUAUCUUUUGAAUGCACAGUCAUCUUGUCAUCAUUCUUCACCAUUUUGGGAAAACGCUUUAUAUGUUUUUUUAUUUGGUUUUUCUUUAAUGAUUUUUUUAUUUUGGCUUUUAAUCUCAAAAUAUAUAUUUGCUAAGCCUCAUUUCACAAAUUAUUACUAAUUGAAAUGUAUGUUUAUUGAUGAUAUCCUGAUUUUUCAUUACAAAAAAAUGUGAACUUGACUAUUAUAGGGACAUUAGACCUGCCAUGUGUAUGUUUCUAUUUAGACUAAAAAGUGAAAUAAAUAAUUGAGGGAAAAAAUGAUUUUAUGUACUGUUUCCUGCCCCAUAGGUGUUUUGAUAUAAGGAUGGGCAGAGUUGCUAACAAAUUCUGACCUGUGCAAUCAUGAUCCAACCCAAAUGCCCCUAGUUUAUGCCCAUUUAAUGUUUUAUACGUACUAGCAUAGUUUGCCUUUAUAGUGCAGAUCUGUUAUGUAGCCCUUUAAAAAAAUGAAGCAUAGUCUAUCAUAAAAAUGUAUAUUUUUUCAAAACUAUUUUUUCAGGGUUUGAAAGAUUUAGAUUUUAGAAUUAUUGAUGAUUAAAGCUAUUUCCAUUACAUGCAAAUUUUGUGGGUCUUUUUUCAUUUAAUUGAAUUGAUACUGGUCUAAAAUAUGCCAUUAUCCAACAUUAUAAUAUGAAAGCAUUUGGUGGGGGAAGCUGAAUAAUUGUUUUGCUUUGAUUGUGGAUCAAAAUUUAUAAACAAUGAGGGGAAGGCUAGCUUUCCCCUCCAUUUCUUUUCUCUGUUUCAAGUUAUGGUUUUUUAAGAUGGGACAAGUCUUACACUGAUUUCCAUUGUGAGAUUUUUUUUUUCUUUAUUUCUAUUUUUUCAACAAGUAAAAGAAUACCCAGCCAUGGCGUAAUAUUUGAGAGAUAAUAAGUUCUCUUUUUUUAAAGUUUUUUUUCCUACUCUGAGAAUUCAUUCUGAUAUUUGGAAGUUUGAGGUAUAAACUCCAAACAGCUCACAGUUUAUUUCUUGUCCCUCUAUUCCUUCUCUCUCAUUCUAUCCAAGGUUAUUUGGUGUAAAAGAAGGGAAUUAGGGGUAUCACAGGGGAUAGCAAGGUGACUGAAUGGGAAAAAGUAAAGAAGAAAGUGACCAUCUCUAACAACUUUUUUAAAGAAUAAAGGAAAUACUUGAGAAGCAACUACUUUUAACAUCUCCUGAGAAUAAAAUUCAUCUUGAAAAGGAAUUUACAAAAACCCACUUUUGGUAAUGAUAGUUAAGAAAAUUGGAAAGUCAUGUGGAUUUUAAAAUUCAAUUUUACUGUAUUCUUUGCUUUAUUAGAUUGCUAUGUAUCACUGGUUAUAAGAAGUAGAAGAACAUUGUACCUAUCCAUUUUGUAACCUGGCAGGUUAACAUCAUUAGGCACCUCAUAGAUGACUAGUGUUUCUCUACAGAAACUGCCAAAUGUUUGAGAGGUACACCAUGGACAGAUAGACCUGGUUAUCGCUUGUUAAUCAUAUUUGGCUUUUCUUAAAGCUCUUUUUGGAGCAUGAGGGGAGGCCAUCAAAGUAUGCAUUACAUUUGCCCAAGCCCUGUAAAUAUUAACCUGCCUGGGGAUAUGUAGCCGCUCUUUAACAACUUUGUUGAAUACUGAAUGUUUAAGAAAAAACUGACUUCACUGUUGGUUAA
This is a messenger RNA of Vombatus ursinus (common wombat), 6709 nucleotides long. It is a transcript of the gene NSD2, whose product is annotated as nuclear receptor binding SET domain protein 2. Gene Ontology annotation, biological process: regulation of DNA-templated transcription. Bases 93 to 4208 code for a protein of 1371 amino acids. Gene Ontology annotation, cellular component: chromatin; nucleus. Lineage: Eukaryota; Metazoa; Chordata; Mammalia; Diprotodontia; Vombatidae. The transcript has 22 exons. The record is from RefSeq and is a predicted model, not a curated record. Gene Ontology annotation, molecular function: histone H3K36 methyltransferase activity.